Molecule: messenger RNA, 13302 nt
Organism: Anastrepha obliqua
Lineage: Eukaryota; Metazoa; Arthropoda; Insecta; Diptera; Tephritidae
Gene: pcx
Product: protein pecanex
Exons: 11
Coding region: 881-11518 (3545 amino acids)
Biological process (GO): endoplasmic reticulum organization
Cellular component (GO): membrane; endoplasmic reticulum
Source: RefSeq, a predicted model, not a curated record
GCGAAAAAAUAAAGGAAAAUUUUCACGCGAAAAAAUCUAAGAUCUUUGAAUUGAAUACUGCAAUUAAUUGCCCACUCGAUUAAUUGAUCAUUGAUAUCACCCACUAUCGUGCCGUAAAUCGAUAUAAAAAUGGAACAAAGUGCAAAUAGAGAUAAAAUUAAGCUGAAACCUUGAAGGAGCUGCAUCCGUAAGAAAGUAAAAUAAGUGAAGAAAACGCAGCAGCGAACAGGAAAAAGUGUAGCUAAUAAAGACCACACAAUAAAAAAAACAACAGCGUUGAAAAGUAUUUAGUGCCAAUGAAGUGAAAUUUUUGCAAUAAUAAAAAGGAAACAAGUGGUGAAGUAGUGAAAGAGAAACAUCCCGUAAUCAACGUGUCGCAGUGGCAGCGGAGAACAAACAACAUAUUUAUUUUUUCGAUACGACGUCAGCAGAGCCUGCCUAACGGUGGAGUUGCGGUCGCAGUUACGGAAACCAUAUACGCUUCCUGUUUCCACAUUUCAACACCUAUUUUGUAUUUGUGCGUUUGACGCGUAUAAUUUUUGCCGUUGAAAGCUUCAAGGCAAACCCAGUCGCCGUCGUCGUUGCCUUCAGAAAGCAGUCGUCUUCAACGCAAUCAUCGUGGUCGUGGUCGUAGUCGUUUGCAACGCCAAUCAAAAUCCACACCGCUGCCCCUCACAUCCGAACGGCUCAUCCAUUGCACACCUGUGUCGUACGCACGCUUUCACAAAACACAACGUCGCACCACCACGCCACCCAAAAUUACUGCUGCUACUGCACGCGUUCGCAUGUACGUGUGCGUUUUGUUUGGCACGCGCAAAGUGUACCUCUUUGCCCCCACUGCACUUGGGCAGGUCGUAUAGGAGAUGCCUGUUAGUUUGCCAUGGGUUCGCAAACCUUGGAGAUAUUGCGCCAGGGCGUGUGGGCCUCGCUGACCGGUGGCUGGUUCUACGAUCCGCAUCAGGGCGUAUUCUGUAAUGUGGUGCACCUCUAUUUGUGGUUGUACCUGCUGUGUUCACCAUUUGUUGCUUAUCUGUAUUUCCCAAGCACUUGGCUAACAUGGUGUAUUUACUGCACGCUUACAAGUCUCACCAUAUUGUUGGUGAAGCUAGCCAAUAUGGCGCUGCAUCGGCUCUAUGAUCGGGCCCAAACCAUGUCGGAGGCGAAUCUCAAGAAUCCAUUUUUCAAAAUUACCAAGGAAACGGAACCACGUGAGAAUGAGACGGGCAUAGAAAUGAAAGUGAUGCGCAAUGAUGGAUCACGCAAUUCUGUGGAGCAGGCCAUAAACGAGGCCAGUGAGGAGAACAGCAUGAUGUCCUUGGAGAAUGUGAAUAGCAUAAUUGACCUCAAAGUGGACGUUCAUCGUAAAAAUAGCUCCGAAUCCAUUGAAAUGCUAUUCUAUCCUCCCUCCCUCGUCUCGGGCAAUAGUCAGCAGGAUCAACAAUCGCUCGCCGGCUCUGUAAGCGUCACAAAAUCCAUACGUUCCACAACUGCACCAACCGCUGGUGGCCUCAGCGUCUAUCCGGAGCACGAAAGCGAACAUAUGAACCCCAAUGAUUCGGUUACACUCCCCAACACCUCCUUAACGUCCGGAGGCAGUAGUACUACAGCGCGCCACCUGCCACACCUACUGCGCAAAUCAUCCGAAGAAUUUAAACGUCGACAUCAACGACGUCGACUUGAACGCCAGGGCAGUCUUGAUGCCACAGCUGAGUCGUGUCUUGCCACAAAGCUUAUACGCAAUCAAUCGGAUACGAUUGCGACCAGCGCCGGCUCAGCCCGCAACGAAACUUUUUUGCAUCCACAAUGCGGGCAAGCCGCUGGCGCUGUGGUAGGCAAAUCAAGCUCAGCAUCGAAGAUGGCCAACAGCACUGUAGGAACAGCUGCACUUCGCACUGCCGCACAACGAACUGCCACAACGACUACUACAACAACAACGCUGACGCUCACAAACACAUACGCGGCACUUACUGCAACAACGAAUAAGUCGACUUCCGUUGGUAGUGGUGGUGUAAUUGGCAACCCUGGUUCAAACGCACCCGCAUCACUGUCGUCUGCCAAAAAUACGCGCCUGCAGCGUCACCGCAGCUCGGAAACGCAUGAUGAGCGCGUCAAACAACAAAAUCGCCUCUUCCUGCCCAUCCACCACGAACAUCAACCUCAUCACGUGUCCAGCGGCGCAAGUAGUAGCAGUGCGCUGACCGCAAUCGGUGGCGAUAUUCUGGAUGGUGAUGAAAUGGAGUUGAGUGGUCUUGGCGGCAGCGCGAGAGGCAUGUCGGGACAUGUAGACACGCGUGUGCGUGCGCUGCAAUCGUGGAUCUUAGGUUCUUCAUCUGAUGUAUACAUCGAAGACGACAGUUAUACGAAAUCCGAUUUCGGCAUUGAACAACUCGACGGACGAAAUGCCAAUCGCGCUGCCUUCUUACUCCAGCAACAGCAACCUUUCAACUCACAUUACCCUCAUCAUCAGCCACAGUUCUACCGCGCACCGCAUCUCCACCACCACCAUCAUCAUCAUGGCGUCGCCAACAUACGCAAAGACUCAAGCAGCACCAUGUCGGCGCUUCAGCUGCCCGUAGGCAAUGUGAAGGCGGGUGCUGGUAGCAGCGGUGGCAGCGGCAGUGGCAGUGGCAUGAAGAGGCGACGACAUUCUAACGCUACCGCGCUAUAUAAAGGUGGCGGUGGGGGCGCCCCGAACCAUGCGCACUCCGCCGCUUUGGCUGCUGCUGCUGCACUGGCUUCCGGCCAUCAGCCGACUGUACGGCGCAUUAAGAGUGCCGCGCUCGAAAUUUCCUGCCCACGCCCCUCAGUAUCGAAUCUCAGCCCACACCCGAACAGCGUCGAAGCAAUUAAUGGCCAGCAAAUGAUCAAAAAUCCACAAUCAGCUUUACUACCGCCGCCCAGUAAGUGUUUGGUGCGUAAUCCACAUUUGAAUUUGUGCCCAAAGUUCGGUGGUAGCUUUGGUGGCGCGAGUAGCAGUAGUGGAGGCAGCAGUAGCUUGAAUUUCGGCACAAGUGGCUCGACCACGGCGCUCAUUGAACCUGUGUCGCCUAUUGUAGAGCAAUCGGAUGAGCGCGCCUCAUCGCUGGAUGUAGAAACGCAACGCAGUAAUUGCGUGCUCGAACUCAACGAUGGCGAUCUGGAUGAUUGUGACGAUGAGGACGAGGAAGAAGAGGAAGACAUUGAGGAGGGGCAGGAGGAAAACGAUAUAGAGAUGGACGAUGACGAUGACAAUGUUGAUGACGAAGUGGACGAUGUACCAAUGCGCCGCAGACGCAAAGCGUUAGGGUGCCAUCAUCACAGCGUCGAAUCUGAUGUGGGCAACAUACUAGCCGAUGACGACGAUGAGGUGGACAACGAUGAAGAUGACGAGUUCAAAGACUUUGAUGACGACUUGGAGCACGGAAUUAGCGCGGAAUUGAAACCCGCCAUGUGCGAAACACUGCCCGUCGAGCAGCCAAAGACGGAUUUCACGGAUGAUUUCGACCACAUACUCAAUGGGCUGGAGCAAAUUCAACAGGACUUAAAGCGCUCGGCGGCAGAGAACAAUCGCAAAGCACAUGUUUAUGCCCCCGAUAGUGAAGAUGAUAUAGAUGAGCCUGCGGCAAAGCAGCGCCAGUCGCUUCGCUCGCCGUCGUCGCGUGCAACUGUCGCGCAUGAACUGGACGAUGAACAACCGUCAACUUCGCAAGCGUUGCGUCAGCGUCUACAUUCCACCGACUCGGAGACGGACAACAAUGGUUCACGCUCGCCGCUGCUUAGUGGUAAAUCCUGGCAGCACGCCAAUGCCAAAAGUAAGACGGCGGAACAGGACAUGUACAUGGAAAUUGCAGCGUUACAAAAGCACAAAAAUCUGGCUGGCCAUCACGUUGGUACAGGCGCUGGCAUGCCACAACCUGCCUACGAAAUACGGCCGCAGCAUGCCGCGCGUGGGGAAGGUGACUCCGGCUGCCCCUCCAGCGACUGUGAGCAAGUGAGUGCCAGCUCGAAGGACAUGCUGCUCUCAGGCAUGGAAGGUGCUGUAAGCGUUGCGCCAUCAAAAGUAAAAGUGGAGGCGCAGAGAGUGAAGAAAGAUUUGGACGAAAGCCUAGAAUGUGGUAAAAGGCCGACGCCAAGCGUUCUUGGUAGCUCCACUGCCAGCGGAAAUGGCAGGAAUCUGGGUGCGAUACCGAAAGUCGUAAAGUACCGCGAGGUAAAUGAGACGUUGCAUGGUAGUAGCGCUAGCUCUCAACUGCACAAACGACGAGGUGGCAGUAGCGGUGCCAACAGUGUGAAUACCGAAAUGUCACUGGUACCGUUCAACACACAGUAUAGCACCACUUCGAAAGCUGCCUCACGCACCUCCUCCUCUACAUCCUCGCGCAGCAUCAGCGCAGAUUCCUUCUCCGCGGACAUACACAAAAUGCUUUGGUUGAUGACUGAGCAUGGUAGGCUUGAAGGCGCACAACCAGGUAUUAGCACGGCAAGCGGCAUGUCAACAGGUGCGGCGAAUGCCGGCGGUGGUGGUUCAACCGCGCCCGCUAAUAUGUCCUGCGCGCACUUCCAGUUCUAUCAGGAUGCCAUACAAGCGCUAAAUACCUACCCGGCCACCUCCACGGAUGGACUCUCGUUGUCGGAACGAAUGUAUUACCGCGACAAGGCGCGACGGAACUCGAAACAAAUAUCAGAGCCGGGUAAUUCCUCUAUCGGUGAUUACUCACAAGCGCAUGACUUGCAAUCGGCGCAGCUGAGUAGCCAAUCAGGUGCGACGGCAGCACCCAUACGCAGUCUACAUCCGCCUCUCGGCGUAGUGGUCGCUUCGUCAUCACUGAACGCGCGCACUGUAUACAACGGCGCGGGCCUUUCGAUACAGGGACUCAUCAAUGUGCUAAACGACGAGGGCCAGCAGCGUUCGUCCCAAGCGCGCUCUGGCAGUGGCAGCAAUACCACUGGCGCCGGUGCUGCCAUACUCAACAUGGAUGGCCAUCACAUUGAAAACUACUGUGACUACUGGCGACCUGCCUGCAUGCUGUCAACCGAAAAGCCUGUAGCGCCUAAAAGCUACUACAAGUACCGCUUCGAAUGUUGCGGAAUGAAACAUGAAUUUAAAAUCUCAAUGGAUCGGCUGGAGUUGUUGGCGCUCUUCGAUCGCGAUCUGCAUUGGCUGCAUAUAGUGUUGGCGGUAGUGCUGUGCGCGGCUGUUGCGUACCUCGGGGCCACCAUACUCCAAUUGGGCUACUACAAAGACUUGUGCGCGUUCCUCUUUUGCGCCGUUAUAGCGAGCGCGCAAUAUUCGUUGGUGAAAAGCGUGCAACCGGACGCGGCGUCACCGAUACACGGCUUCAACAAAGCAGUGGCUUACUCCCGCGCAAUUUACUUCUGCAUAUGCAGCGGAAUACUGUUGCUUUGCGAGCGACUUAAGCGAGAUUAUGAAGAGCAGCGCGAACCGCCGGCAGAGUUAGACUUUUUCGGCAUACGCUAUUCGCCGUUGGUGUUGACCGCGGCUGUGUUGCAGUUGAUGUACGUAUUCCUACUGUGCUUCCCGAUAAUAUUUUCGUUGGGACUUUGUCCGCAGAUCAAUACCUUUCUGAUGUAUUUGCUGGAGCAAAUUGAUAUGCAUGUUUUCGGCGGAAACGCAGCGGGUAGCCUCUUGGGAGCCUUCCUGUGCGUACUUCGCUCCAUUUUGGGCGUCAUGCUGCUCUAUGGUCCGCUCUAUAGCGCCUUUGCCGAAGGUCGUGGAACGCAAUUCAUUGUAUUCUCGCUCUUUUGCGCUAUACUCGUCCCGCUCGGUUAUCAUCUUUCGCGCUCUGCCAGUGACUUCAGCCACAUGUGGGCGCUCAUCAAGAACUGCAUUGUCAGCACCUAUCACGAUGAUGACGAUGAUGAUGAGCUAAGCGCCGCCACCAUUAAUGGCAGCGCGGCGAGCAGCCAGAAAGUAACCACAAAUACAACGCUUAAAGGGCGCACGAAAAGCACGAGCGCGCGCGGUAAUGAACAAAUCGAAAUGUCGCCGCUCGAUGAUAAACUGACAGCGGAAAUGAGUGAGCGCGCAGAGAUCGAUCACACAAAUCUCGAAAUGGAACGCAAGAGCAGCAAAUCGAAGGCAUCUUCGUUAGCGAGCAGCAGUCAAACGCUUGCGAAAACCCUGUCCAGCAACAAGAAGGGUAUGACAACUUCGAACUCAUAUGUUUCGGUGGCGAAUGGCAGCGCGACUGGUAGCGGUGCACUUGUGACUGGCACGGAGAGCGCACACGAAGCGGCGCCAAUAAUAGAAAAUGAUGGCGGCGCACGAUUAUUAGAAACUGAAGCAACAGAUGUGGCAACGAUAGCAACUAAUGCGCCAAACAUGGCUAUUGGCGUAAAAGAGCCGCCGACUCACCAAUUGCUUACAGCGUCGAUGGACUCAACUCCAAUACAACUGCAGCAAACACAAAAAGCUAUUUCUCCAGCGCCCGCUGAAGCAGACCUAGACGUUGAGGAGAACCCACAAGCGGCGGAUGAGGAUGACAAAAUGUCCAGCUCUUCUACCACUAACCCAGGUGAUAUGUCCACGCUCACGGCUGGUGGCGUGUGCGCCGAUGUGGAAGCGGCUGCUUUAGCGACGAACGCCGGCAACCCAAAUACAGACAACGAUAGCGACUCACCUGAUCCGCUGCCCAAAAAGCUGCAAGCAACUGUAAAUAUGCGUCUCAAGAACGAUCUUGUGGUGACCACGCUGCUCGCGGUAAUCGUCUUCGGUCUGCACUGCAGCACCGUCUUCACAGUGCUGCAGCCUGAUCUCAACAUUGUGCUUUACGCGUUCACGGCUGGGCUGGGACUGCUGCUGCACUACAUAAUACCGCAGAUGCGUAAACAUAUGCCUUGGCUGUGCUUCGCGCGUCCAAUAUUGCGUCAGAAGGAGUACGGACAGUUCGAGGUGUCGCAUGCGCCGAAAGUGAUGUGGUUCGAGAAGGUCUACAUCUAUUUUUGUAUGCUAGAACGUAAUGUGAUGUUCCCAUUGCUGGUGAUUUCGGCGGUGACGGCGGACGCGCAAAUAAUUGCCAACAAAUUCGGCAUUGCCUGGGGUACGCUGGUUGUGGCGGUAUGCGCGCUGAAAUUGGUUCGUAAUGCCUACUCUGACCCCACAAAUCAGUACCUAAUUGUGAUGUUCACCGUUUUGUUCUUUCGCUACGAUUUUGCAUUUGCGAGUGAAACGUUUCUCAUCGAUUACUUUUUCAUGUCGUUGGCCUUCCGCAAGUGCUGUGAUUUUCUCUUAAAGCUACAAUUCAUAGUUACCUAUAUCGCGCCCUGGCAAAUCACUUGGGGCUCGGCAUUUCAUGCUUUCGCUCAGCCUUUCAGCGUUCCUCACUCUGCCAUGCUUUUCCUGCAGGCCGGCGUCUCUGCCAUACUCUCAACGCCACUCAAUCCCUUCCUCGGUAGCGCCAUUUUUCUCACCUCCUACGUGCGUCCGAUUAAGUUCUGGGAACGAGACUACAAUACGCGUCGCAUCGAUCAUUCCAAUACGCGCUUGAGCUCACAGCUGGAGCGCGAUUUGGGCGCGGAUGAUAAUAAUUUGAAUAGCAUUUUCUAUGAGCAUUUAACGCGUUCACUCCAGCAUUCGUUGUGCGGCGAUCUGCUGAUGGGUCGAUGGGGCAAUGUUAAUCAGGGUGAUUGCUUUGUACUCGCCUCGGACUACCUCAACUGCCUGGUGCACAUCAUCGAGCUGGGCAAUGGACUUUGUACCUUUCAAAUGCGUGGCUUGGAAUUUCGUGGCACCUAUUGUCAGCAACGCGAAGUGGAGGCCAUCACAGAAGAUGUGGAGGAUAACGAUGGUUGCUGCUGCUGUGAUCCUGGGCACUUGCCCCGCAUGCUGAGCGUGAAUGCAAUGUUCUCCACGCGCUGGUUGGCCUGGCAAGUGGUGGCGGCUCAAUAUGUGCUCGAAGGUUAUUCGAUAUCGGAUAAUUUGGCGAGCGCCACGCUACAGGUUUUCGAAUACCGAAAAGUUCUCAUCACCUACUACAUAAAGAGCAUCAUCUAUUAUGUUAUUAAAAAUCCCAAGCUCGAGCAAUGGCUCGCCUCGUCGCCCAUACAAGAGGCCCUGCAGCAUACACUUAGCCGCCAAUUUGUCGAUCUCGAUCCAAUUUUCAACUACAAUCUCGAUGAAGAUUUCGACUUUCGUGCUGUUGGCAUCACCCGCUCCAGUUUCUGUUACGUCUACCUCAGCUGGAUUAACUACUGCUACGACAAACGCAAAGAAAUUCAGAAUCCCACAGCAGCCACAGCCACGGCGCCUACUACGGCUAGCACUGCUGCCAGUGCACCACCGCCGCCACACACACCCACCAACAACACCAGUAACGCUUACAACGACUCGAAGAGCACGCCAAAUCUCUCCACCACCACCACAACUACGGCAAGCAAGUCACAGUCACAACAACAGUUGCGCACACGUCCGCAGAAAAGCGCGACAAUGAGCGGCAGUACAACGAUUAACUCGUCGGAGCACAUUGCCAUUUCGCCUUCAUUUGCCAAUAUUUCGAGACAAACGUCGGAGUCGGCACCGGGUCUAAGUGGUGCUGGCCUCUCGUUAGGCGGCGGCUACAUGUCCACCAGCGGAGCGCAUGCGCCGCUCGACAAUAGUUUUGCAAAUAGUGCCGCGACAGUAGGUGCGAGCAUCUCAGCAACAGCUAAAAUGCCCACAUUGGGACAACAGAUGCGCGGAAAGGCAGGAACUGGUGCAGCCCCGCUGAAAACACUACGUAAAGAAGCUACACCUACGGCUAGUGCGACCGCUGCCACGGCGUCUAACAUGUCCAAUGGCGGCCCAGAACGCGCGGUUUCAGAGGAGCCGAGUCGCCCAUUGUUGAAGCUAAAAGUACCAAGCGUGACGAAGGACUCUCCAAUAGUCUCGCUCUGCUUAGCAUUAGGACUGUUGGCGCGACGUUCGUUGGCCAAUGCUUCGCACAGCUCACUGACAGGGGUGGAAUUCUUUUUACACGGCUUGCAUCAACUCUUCAAGGGUGAUUUCCGCAUACAGUCUCCUCGAGAUGAGUGGGUUUUCGCUGACAUGGAGCUACUGCAUGCAGUUGUGGCGCCAGCGGUGAAGAUGGCACUGAAGCUGCAGCAGGAUCACAUCUCGAAUCCAGAUGAGUUCCACUAUCCAGAUGCGCUUUAUGAAGCGAUCGACACCUGCGCCAAGGAUUUGGUAAUAUCACACGAGGCGGAUCCGGUGUGGCGCAGUGCGGUGCUAAGAGGGGCUCCAAAUUUGCUCGCCUUACGGCAUGUGAUGGAAGAUGGUUCGGACGAAUAUCGCAUUAUAAGGCUGACCAAGCGCUUUCUCAGUUUUCGUGUAAUCAAGCUAAAUCGUGAAUGCGUGCGCGGCCUAUGGGCGGGGCAGCAGCAAGAGCUCAUCUAUUUGCGCAAUCGCAAUCCCGAGCGUGGCAGCAUACAAAAUGCCAAGCAGGCGCUAAGGAACAUCAUUAAUUCCAGCUGUGAUCAACCUAUCGGUUACCCCAUAUACGUUUCCCCGCUUACCACUUCCUACGCGGACACAAACGAGCAACUCUGUAAAGUCAUCGGCGGCGCCAUCACACUUGAAUCGAUCAAAUCGAACGUCCUGGAUUGGUGGCAUCGCAUACGUGAGCGCUGUCGGCAAGGCUGCAGCUCUGGAUCGGCGAUGGAAACCCCUAACCUUGGUAUAGGUGCCGCCGGCGGCAUGGGUAGCGCAACAGUUGGUAGCGGCGAAUCGGGUGGAGAGGUGGCGCCUAUCUACAUUUCAGCACCGCUGUACAACACACUCACAGUGGGCAGCCUCUUCAGCUGUCGUCCAGUGCACGGCGUUACAGUGCCAACCAGCAUCGGGGGUAGUCUUGGUGCGCAGUUCGGCAGCGAUGGCGCGGUGGUGACACCUCUAUGGCGCUGUCCUGUGGUAACUGCAAAGCCAGCACUGCUCGCCGGUCUGCUGAAUCGUGAACGCGAGCAAGAGCACGAACGAGAGCGUGAGCGAGAGCAGUUGCGGGGUGUUGGCAUACGCGUGUCGCAUUCGCUGUCACGCGCCGAAAGGGAACGCCGGGUAACACUGCCAAUCGCCAGCACCAGCAGUGGUGGUACCAGUGUUGCAGAAGCCAGCAUCAGCGCAGCAACAACCACAACCAAGUCUGCAGAAUCUGCGCGACAAUUGGAGCCACAUGGUGGAUCUGGUGGUGAGUUGCAGCCCAGUAGCAGCAGUCCACGCUACACAAAGAUGUCCAGCUCUUCGGGUAGCCUAGGUAUUGGCAGCAUUAUUACAACGCCGGGUGACUACCCGCGCAAAUCGAAGGGCCCCAUUAGUCUGACAGCGGCCGCAGCGUUGGCAGCGAACGAACGCAGUGGCGUGCCUGAAAUGUGUGGAAAAUCCAACAGCACUGAUAUGGUUGCAUCUUUGGCGGCCGCGGGCCAUGUGCCACGUAUUGGGUUGUACAAAAAAGUCGUCAUAAUCGAUGACUUUGAGAUCUUCGAUCGUAUUGAUGUGGGGCGCCGCUUCAACAUGUUUUGGCCUAGCGAGGAGAUGCGUGCCAAGGGUGGGCGGUCUGCCUGGAAAGAUUGGCUGCCCUGUAUCGGCAUGGUCGGCUAUGUAGUACACUUCUGGAUGCCUGGUCAUCGCGACAUACUCUUUCGUUCGCCUUUCAGCCGCGUAGUAUACUUGGUUGCCAUGAAUGGCUACUACGUGCCAGUCGGUGAGUUUGGUGUACGCGAAUACGAUCCCGAGCGUGACGGCGAUGACGGUCUCAGUGAAGAGGAGGAAAUGGCCACUGCUGCGGCGGGUGUUUUGGUCGCGAUGCGCGCCGUCAAUGCGCGACGUAGCUCUGUGCAACAUGAGCUGCACGAAUUGGAUGAGCUGCAACAAGAGCGCGAGCGUGUGCGCGGAGAGGGUUUGACACCAAUACUAGGCAGCAGCCUUGAAUCGCCGACCUCGCAUCUGAUGGGCAGCAGCGUACAAAGUGGCGUUGGCGCAGAUGUGGACGCCUAUACUGACGACGAUGCAAAGGCCGAGGGUGGUGCAGCGGAGGACGCCAGCGCUACCAUAAACGAAAUGGCAAGCGUUAGUGGUGUAACAGCAACAGCGGUGGCGGCGGCAACGGCAGCUACUUUGAGUGGAGCCAAUGUGAAAAUGCGCGCCGUGAGCAGCAGCAGCUCCGAAGAUGAGGCCGAGCUGCUCAACUACGAAAUGCAGCGACGCGAGCAAUUCUUUAAUAUGUGGAAGCUAAUGUCGGAGCACAAAGACGCCGAACUGAAGGAGGCGGAAAAGGCAAAACGUGAAGAACGCGCAGAGGAAAGCCAGGAGCGUAUGCAGGGUGAAACGGAGACAACAAAAGAGGCCGGAGCGGACGCUACGCCGACGCCAGAGACUGGAACGGAGACAGGGGCAGCGCCUAAUAAUGCGGCAGCAACAACGCCUAGCAGGAAGAGAGAGAUGGAAAAGAAUAAGGAAAUUGCUGAAGCGGGCGCAAAGGUCGAGGAACAAGGCGAAACUUAUGUGGCGCAGUUGGAGCAGGACUCGCUGCCAGAAUGCAGCGAAGUUUAGCAGCAACUGUGGAUAGCAUAUUUAAUACGCUUCGUUUUUUAAAUGUUGGGCUGAGAAAAUUAAAGGAAACUGAAGUGUCUCACGUCUUUCGGUAGAAGUCGCAGCAGCGCCUACGGGCGUUGUGCAGAAUAGAGAGUUUAAAAAUUAAAAAAGUUGUUGAAUUUAAAUGCUGAAAGGCACCUGCAGUUGGCAGCCUAUUAAAGCAGAAAAUAAAAGAGGGAAAAAACCAUUUGUACGUAAGAUUUACUAUGUAAUUAUAACUGCAUGUACACACAUACAUACAUAUGAAAUAAGACUUAGUUUUAGUUUUGAUUAUGUUUUAGUUUUCUAAUUGUGUAAGGUUGUUGUAAUUGUAAGCACAGAAUCAAAACAAAACAAAAAGAAGAAAAAUAAUAAAUUUACAAAACUAUGAAAAAGCAUAUAAAUAAAGCGCAAAAUAGGUUAAAAUGCAUAGCAGAAUAAAUUUAAGUUAGAAUUCUAUAAGAGCAAAAAGAAAAUUAAGAAACGAAAAAAAUAUUUCAUACAGAUUAACAGAUACAUACUCAUUCCUAGAGCAAUUGCAAAUCUUCCUACUGUACCUACUUAAUAAGCAUAGCGCAUACAUACACACAUUUUAACCUUAGCCAGUACGCCAAAAAAUGCAUAGAACAAAAUUUUAAAAGCCAAACAUAGGAGCGUUAAAAUUCUUUAUACAUUUACAUAUGUAUAUAUAUUUUCUGUUUUAUAAACGAGACAUGUAAUUUAAAAUUGGAAAAACUAAAAUUGUAGACUCGAAGAUUCGUAUAGAAUAAACAAAAAUUAACGAAAAAUAUGGCGCCACUAGCAUUUAGGUUCAAUUAUUACAUUUUUUUAAGAAUAUUUUUUUUUUUUGUUUAUUGCUUUAUCUCCAAAUGUAGCACUGGCGAAUUGAAUUAACCUCACUUUUUUGUAUUGAUGAAUUCGUGAAUUAUAGUUCAUAGUUUUACUUUUUUCAGGCAGAGAGACCCGUUUAAAAUCGUUCAAUGGUCAUUUCUCAAAGUGUAGCAAAGCUCAAUAUUAUUUUCAACAGUUCUUGUUAAAAAAGGUGAUGCUAAAAGUAAUUUUUUUUUUGUUAAAUACAUAUAUUUUUCAUACAGAUUUAAAGUUAUUAACUCUUAAACAAUUUCAAAAAAUUUAGUUUAACGGGUGUCCACUAAUUUGCCGCCUUUUACUGAACGUUAAUGGGUAAAACAAUAGCCUUAAAAUUAUUUACAAAAUUUGUUGCAGAAAAAUUUCACAGCGCGCAAUAUAAUUUUCAAAAAUGUUUAAUUAUGAUUUGGAGAACGAUUUUUAUUUAAACUUGGAGAAAAAAGGCAUAUUUUGAAAAUAUCGCCACCAAAACAGUCUCAUACAUACGAAUAUUCGUUUUUAUAUCCAGUGGAUAUGAGUUUUUUUUUGUCGCCACCUGUUGAAAUUAUAAACUAGAAUUUUAAAUAUUUUAGUUUUUAAAUUUUUUUCAACAAAUAUCCUUUUUUAAAAUAAUUUAUUUGUGUGUGCUUGUCUAAAAUGUUACUUUUCUUUUUUGCUGUUUAUUUUUGUAAAUAAAUAUUUGAAUUGAAACUUAUAAUUAUUUUUUUACUUAACUUUUGAAAUUUUAUUUUUGACCGUCAUCCUCAAGCAAAAAAGCAAAAAUACAUGAAAAUCGCAUGCAGAGAGUUUUUCUAUGAAAGGAGGUAUGCACUUCGACCUUCAAUUCUAUUCAGCCUAUUCUAGAAAAUAUUGAUUACCCCAAGGCUACAAAUAUAAAAAAAAGAAUUCAUUUUAAU